Molecule: messenger RNA, 1551 nt
Organism: Dentiscutata erythropus
Lineage: Eukaryota; Fungi; Glomeromycota; Glomeromycetes; Diversisporales; Gigasporaceae
Source: the annotation of a GenBank genome assembly
AUGGAACUAGAAAAUAUUGAUCCUUUGCCUCAAAGUAUUUCGUCUACAACUAUUUCGUUGAUAUUCCAGACAACUGAGUCUACUUUACAACAACCCACAAAUUUAAUAGCAUUAAAUUCUGAAUUUGAGAGUAUAAAUGAUGAGUUUGACAAGCAAUCAGACGAUGAGUUUGACAAACAAUUGGAACUUUAUGAAGGGCAAAAGUUUAAAACAGUUGAAAAAGCUUAUAUUACAGUUAAAUUAUUUGCUCAUUCAAAUGGAUUUGGAAUUCGAAAAGGACAUGUUGAAAAAGAUGCAAGUGGUGUACAUGAAAUUUCAAAAUCAUUCCUUACUAAGGAGAUAUUAAAGGAUAUUGAGUUUUAUACUCUAUCAGGAAAAAUCAAUGCAAGUGCUCAAUAUCGGCUUCUUUUAGAAAAGUACAAAGUUCCGAUUCAUCACAGUAAUUUAUACAAUGCAAUUACAAAGAUCAAAAGAAUGGCCUCACAUGGAGAUAAUGAUGAAGCAGAAUUAGCUUUAUAUGCUGAUAGGCAUUCUUGGGCAAGAGCUUAUACUUUUCGUCACUUUACUGCUAGUGCACAAGCAACAAGUCACAUGCAAGACGACGAUGAUGAUGACGAUGCAGCAUUCAUCGAUAAUGCUUUUGAUUAUCCAUUGGCUCAUUCCCUUGUGCUCUUCAAACAAGUUGAAGAUAAAGUAGUUGAAGUUUGGGAAGUGAUACAUAUGACCUGGCAACAUUCCCAGCUUCUUGUAUUUUUACUUUCGGAUGGCUCUUUUAUAUGCAGCUCUGCUAAAUUUUCGAUUAAUUUUGUGGCAAAGUGUUGGUUGCUUGAAAAAUAUCAAGAUGAAGAUCUUGGUAUGCAAUCUCUUGUCAAUUUAUCCACAGUUUUUUUGUCAGAAUUAUCUGAAGCAUUAGCUCCAAUGACUAUAUUAUCAUCAAAUGAAUCCUCAAGUUUAUUUUCUGUAUCAAAUGAAAUGUCCACUAUGACUCGCCUUUCAUCAUCUGUCGCUAUUAAUAUCGCUAUUGAAAAGGAUGACCUGAAUGUUCUUAAAUCUUUAAAAACCUAUAUUCUUCAAAAUAACUGUUCUCUUGUUGAGAAUACAACUAAUGCAUCCACCUCUGGCCAUAAAACAAGUAUACUCAAAGAACAUUCUGAACCAAAUGUUAUUAUUGAGAAGUUAUCAAAAGCUCAAGAUAAACAAUCAAAAUCAGUACGUGGCCCCAGGACUAACACAUGUGGGGAAUAUAGUGGCAAAGCAACUUCUUAUGAACUUAUUGAAAGCCCACCUAGGUCUCCACUCAAUGAGAUAUUAACUAAUAUAUCAGAAAAGAUUAGUGCUGAAUCAUACAGAUAUUGUGGUGCUUUAUUUGGAUCUUUUCGUCAUGCUGUGUUUGAACAUAUCUUUAAAAGUAAGAUUUCACCAACAGUUAAUUCAGAAAGUUCUGAAGCCGAUAUAAUCUCUUGGAAAUCAAGUGAAGCAUAUGAUGGUGUCAAAACAAUUACUAAAAAAGUUCAAGAAGAUUCGAGUUCAUCUGAUAGCGAACAAAAUUAA